Molecule: messenger RNA, 1205 nt
Organism: Cylas formicarius (sweet potato weevil)
Lineage: Eukaryota; Metazoa; Arthropoda; Insecta; Coleoptera; Brentidae
Exons: 1
Coding region: 1-1020 (339 amino acids)
Biological process (GO): regulation of DNA-templated transcription
Cellular component (GO): nucleus
Source: RefSeq, a predicted model, not a curated record
AUGAAUGUGCAGAGCCGGAACAAAGGCGACUCGAAACGAGACAAGGAUACUCAGAUCAGUUCGGUCAAGAGGCCAUUCGAUGUUGCGUUUCUGAUGUUGCCUGAUGAAAAAGUGAACAACGAUGCCAGUAAAGUGGCCAAGAGUGAGAAGACCGCCGCUGUUUACUACGAAGAUGACGAAGACGAAGAAAUCGACAUCGAGAAUUCGACGUGUGAGUACAAAAACGUCUCCCAAAAGCUGUAUACUCAGAAGCAGCAAAUUUUCGACGACCCAGCCCUUAUCAAAAGCAAAAAGGUAGAUCCUCUACGCGGCAAGUUGUCAUCGUACGAUCAGAAAAGCGCUUUCACGAAAGUGAACCUUCCCAAAGAGGCGAGCUUGUCGCCCAAUCUUUCCCUAAGUCCAGACGUUAACUACCAGCACUCUUUGAGUCCGUCACCCCCAAUUAUUAACCGAACAUAUCCCAACUUUGCGUCCAACAUCCUCCCGCCUGGUCAAAUAUUCAAGACAUCAUAUCAGAUGCCGGAAAAUAUUCCGGCACACUCGGGAGUAUUAGAGUCUCACUUCCUCGGGAAAUCUACCGAAUUCUUUCAACCGAACUUUCAUAAACUGAGAUCAGUCAUGUACCGGCCGGAGUUACCUUACGGAUAUCAAUUCCCAAACCAGGAAAUUCUUAACGUUGUGUCUCCCACUGAGGUAAAGUUCCCCAACGAGAUGAGGAGCCCGACGUCUGCUAUGCUGACUUCUCUGCUGCCGCCUUCGUUGGCGGCUCUGUCGGUGCCAGCUCAAAAUGUCUGCGCCAAAUGUAACAUAACUUUUAGAAUGACGUCAGAUCUGGUGUACCACAUGCGAUCUCACCACAAAAAUGAAGCCGGUGACCCGAACAAGCGAAGGAGGGAGGAGAAGCUUAAAUGCCCGGUUUGUGCGGAGUCAUUUAGGGAAAGGCAUCAUCUGACGCGGCAUAUGACUGCGCAUCAGGAUAAGGAUGAAGACGACAAAGGUGUCAUCAAAAAUUGCGCCUAAACAUUGUUACCGCGAUGUCCUGAAAUGUUAUUAUUUUUAUGGGGUAAUGUUUUGUUGUUUGUAAAUAUGUACAUCUGUAUUAUAUGAAUUUUAUUUGUUAUAUCGCUUCAGUUGUUAUGUGCAAUAUAAUGUACCGUAGAGACGGGGUUGUUCCGACCACUAUGUAAAUCAUAUACAUGUGCAAG